UUCAGUUAAAGCCACAAGACAUCGAUUUUUCCUUCUGCUGAUAAAAACUAGAGCUGUUGCUCUUCUUCUUUCCACUUUACAGAAUUCAAAGAGUCUCUCUUUCUCUUUCUCUAUCACUGCAAAAUCAUUUCCUUCUCUUUCCUUUCCUUUCCUUUAUCAAAAGCAAGAACGAAAGAUGUCUUCUCCUCGACAAACUAUUCACGACCCUUUCAAAGCGUGGAAAUUCCUGGUUUUCCCUACCGUCAAAGCCACUGAUAUCUUCUCCUUACUCGUAAAAGCAACUCUUCUUAUUUUCACUGUCGUUUCAAUCUCUUUUAUUUCCUACUCUGCUUUCUCUGCCCAAUCUCGAUAUCUAUCUUGUGCUGAAUGCGAUCGCGUUUCACUCUCCGGUCACCGGAAGGUAACCAAGAAUAGUAAUUAUAAUUAUUCUAUGGGCGAUGUAGAAAAGACAAAUAUAUCUCAUAUUUUAUUCGGUAUUGGAGGCUCUGCAAAAACAUGGAAUGACCGGCGACGAUACUGUGAACUAUGGUGGAAGCCCAAUGUAACCAGAGGAUAUGUUUGGCUUGAAGAGAAGCCAUCGGAGACGGAAACGUGGCCGGAAACCUCUCCGGCUUAUAAAGUAUCGGAGGAUACUUCAAGGUUUAAGUACAGUUGCUCUUAUGGUUCUCGCUCUGCAUUACACAUUGCACGGAUUGUCAAGGAGAGCUUUGAAUUGGGAUUGGAUAACGUAAGGUGGUUCGUUAUGGGAGAUGAUGAUACAGUAUUUUUCCUGGAGAAUUUAGUAAUGAUUUUAGGAAAAUAUGAUCAUAAUCAGAUGUAUUAUAUUGGUGGAAAUUCAGAGAGUGUGGAGCAAAAUGUGAUUCAUUCGUAUACAAUGGCUUAUGGUGGUGGUGGUUUUGCUAUUUCUUAUCCUUUAGCAGAAGAACUUGUUAAGAUUUUGGAUGGUUGUCUUGAUAGAUAUGAUACAUUUUAUGGCUCUGAUCAGAAAGUCCAAGCUUGUAUUAGUGAAAUUGGAGUUCCUCUUACCAAAGAGCUUGGCUUCCACCAGGUUGAUAUAAGAGGGAGCCCAUACGGUUUACUUGCAGCGCAUCCACUCGCGCCAUUAAUCUCGCUCCACCACCUUGACUACGUGCAGCCAAUAUUUCCGGGCAUGACGCAGAUCGACUCUCUCAAAAAAUUAGUAAAACCAUAUGAAAUGGAUCCGGGUCGGACCCUACAACACAGUUUCUGUCACGAUUUCAACCGUAACUGGUCAGUAUCCGUGUCAUGGGGCUAUACUAUACAACUGUAUCCAUCACUAGUAAUGGCGAAGCAGCUGGAGAUGGCGUUUAGAACGUUUCAGACAUGGCGGACUUGGAGCAAUGAGCCUUACACGUUUAACACCCGACCCAUAAGUCAAGACCCGUGUGAGAGACCGGUUGUGUAUUUCUUGGAUCGGAUAGAGAGGGUUGGGCGGAGCAAGACUUUGACUGUGUAUCGAAGACACGUGGAGCCGGCAGAUAUGAGUUGUGACCGACCCGAAUAUGGUGUUAUUGAGGCCGUCCAGUUUGUCAAUGUGACAAGUUCUACAUUGAAGCCUGACAUUUGGAAUAUGGCGCCACGUAGACAGUGUUGUGAGAUAAUCAACAGAGAAAAUGAAGUGGUAGAGGUCAAGAUUAGAGGCUGCAACCCAUUUGAAAGCGUCACCCCUCCAUAGAACUUGUUCAAUACAUUUAUUUUCGUAAGUUUUUCCAACCUAUAAUUGGUUAGGACCUUUCCAUGUAAAUAUUCAUUUUUAGUUUUAUUUUUCUUUUUCUUUUGCUUCUCUUA
Jatropha curcas is the source of this 1809-nucleotide messenger RNA. Its product is annotated as glycosyltransferase (DUF604). The record is from RefSeq and is a predicted model, not a curated record. Lineage: Eukaryota; Viridiplantae; Streptophyta; Magnoliopsida; Malpighiales; Euphorbiaceae.